AUGAUAGGAAGAAACAGCAGCACUCUAAUAAGAUCAUUAUCAAGAUCAUCAAAUAAUGUCAUUGGAUUGACCUUUAAUUCCAGCACUGCUGCUGCUGUUGGUGGUUAUAGACUAUUUUCAAACACUUCCUCCUCCUCCUCCUCUUCUUCAUCAUAUCAAUCUUCAUCAAUAUCAAAGAUAAACAUCACAUCUAACAAUAAUAAUAAUAAUAAUAAUAAUCAAAAACAACAAGAUUCUUCUUCUUCUUCUUCUUUUAAAGAAAGAAACAAAGAUGAUGGGACAAAAAAGAUUAUUACAUUAUUAUCAUUCUCUAUAGGAUCAUGGUUUGGAUGGGGACAACAACAAAGAGACGAUCAAGAUGACGCAAUGACAAAGAGCAAGAAAAGAUUCCCAAAACAAAAAGUGACAAACUUUGAAGAUGCUAUGGAAUGGUAUCAAACAUUCUAUCAACACCAAGACAUUGAAUACUUUUUAGAUGCAAUGACUUUGCUUUUAGGUAAAGAAUCACAAGCAUACAUCAAAACACAGUUGUCACACAUCAAACACAACAAAGAUCUAAAGACAGUAGCGCGUAUUCAAACCAUUCAAUCAUUCUACUAUCUUCCAAUGGUUGGAUUCAUGGUAGAAAUGAUGAAACUCUAUCCAGAAAAGGUAGAGGGAUGGUAUGAUCAUCUCAUGUCACAACCAGAUAUUACUACACCUUGGAAGAGUGUACUUGGUAAUCUUGAUCCAAGCAUGUUAAUCACUCUUGCCGUAUCUCUUGUAGGCAAUGAAAAUGCUAAAAAGAUUCAAAAAAGAAUUGUGGUCUCUAAUUUGGAGAAAUCUAAAACAACAAACGCCGACGAAAAGACAAUUCAAGAAAACAUCAAACAUCUUGAUGCUUGGGCAACCAACCAAAAGGAGAGUCUUCCAACAUUUCCACUUCUUCUUAUAGGUCAAUAUCUAUGCACAGGUGAUGAAGCUAUUGUACGUCGUAUCGUAGAAAUGUGGAGAAAGGCAUUGAUGCAUCUCGAAAAGUCAACACUCUCCAACACAUCGGCAUCCAACAUCACAAAUGACAUUAACAAAAAGAUGGAAUUUGAACAAAGAGAUAUGAUCAUUGAUGAACUCAGCCAAGCAAUUCGUCUUUUGUCAAAGGAUCAAAAAGCUCAUCAAUUAUUAAAGGAUGAAUUAUCUCAUCAUUUAAAACAACAAAAUAAAUAA
Cavenderia fasciculata is the source of this 1203-nucleotide messenger RNA. RefSeq lists its product as uncharacterized. Bases 1 to 1203 code for a protein of 400 amino acids. The record is from RefSeq and is a predicted model, not a curated record. The transcript is spliced from 2 exons. NCBI's taxonomy places the organism in Eukaryota, Evosea, Eumycetozoa, Acytosteliales, Cavenderiaceae.